Molecule: messenger RNA, 3540 nt
Organism: Esox lucius (northern pike)
Lineage: Eukaryota; Metazoa; Chordata; Actinopteri; Esociformes; Esocidae
Gene: rgs7b
Product: regulator of G protein signaling 7b
Exons: 18
Coding region: 257-1636 (459 amino acids)
Biological process (GO): intracellular signal transduction; regulation of G protein-coupled receptor signaling pathway; G protein-coupled receptor signaling pathway
Source: RefSeq, a predicted model, not a curated record
UACCAGCCAUCAGCUCUGUUCGAACAGCAGAGAGAAGGGAUGAGAGGACGGGUAGAGCCAGCUACGGUCUGACGUUAAGCAUCGAUAGAAAGAGCGCCAGGUUUUACAGUUUUUCCAAUGAAUUAUCACUAUAUUCCUUCGACUGCCAGCUGACAACUUGAUCUGAGGGUCUCUAUCGAAACACAGGAUUCUGCUCACGGCAAGGGCUGUGGUCUGCUAAGGAGUACUAAACACCGCCAGUAAAUCAUAUUAAGCCAUGGCGCAGACAAACAAUUAUGGACAGAGCAGCAAUGGAGUUGCGGAUGAAUCACCCAACAUGCUGGUCUACAGAAAGAUGGAAGAUGUCAUAGCUCGUAUGCAAGACGAGAAGAAUGGAAUCCCUAUUCGCACAGUCAAGAGUUUUUUAUCCAAGAUCCCCAGUGUUUUUUCAGGGUCUGACAUUGUACAGUGGAUGAUCAGAAACCUGAACAUUGAAGAUCAAGUGGAAGCCCUCCACCUUGGCACACUGAUGGCAGCACACGGCUACUUCUUCCCCAUCUCAGACCAUGUGCUUACUCUGAAGGACGACGGAACCUUCUACAGGUUUCAGACUCCAUAUUUCUGGCCGUCUAACUGUUGGGAGCCUGAAAACACAGACUAUGCUGUUUACCUCUGCAAAAGAACAAUGCAAAACAAAGCCCGUCUGGAGCUGGCGGAUUACGAGGCGGAGAGCUUAGCCAGACUACAGAGAGCCUUUGCCAGGAAAUGGGAGUUUAUAUUUAUGCAAGCUGAAGCACAAGCAAAAGUUGACAAGAAAAGAGAUAAAAUUGAGAGGAAGAUCCUGGACAGUCAAGAGAGAGCUUUCUGGGAUGUGCACAGACCUGUGCCAGGGUGUGUGAACACAACAGAAGCUGACAUCAAGAAGUCCUCCAGGAUGAAGCAGCCUCAUAAAACAAGAAAGUCUGUUUAUGGCCUCCAGAAUGACAUCCGGAGCCACAGCCCCACCCACACUCCCGCCCCAGAGGUCAAAGAGCCCACGGAGGAGGAGUUACAGGACCAGAUACAACACUGGCAGGCCCAGCUAGACAGGCAUCGGUUAAAAAUGUCCAAAGUGGCAGAAAGUCUAGUGAGCUAUACUGAACAGUAUGCAGAGUUUGACCCCUUCUUCACCUCUCCGGAUCCCUCCAACCCCUGGAUCUCUGAUGACACCACAGUCUGGGAGCUGGAGGCCAGUAAGGAACCAGGCCAACAGCGGGUGAAGCGAUGGGGCUUUGGGAUCAACGAGGUGUUGAAGGAUCCGGUUGGGAGAGAACAAUUCCUCAAAUUCCUGGAAUCAGAGUUCAGUUCAGAAAACCUCAGGUUUUGGCUGGCGGUGCAGGAGGUGAAAAAGAGGCCUAUCCGGGAGGUGCCUACGCGUGUUCAGGAGAUCUGGCUGGAGUUCCUGGCCCCAGGGGCCCCCAGUGCAAUCAACGUUGACUCCAAGAGCUACGACAAAACCACGCAGAAUGUCAAGGACCCCGGACGAUAUGCAUUUGAGGACGCUCAGGAGCACAUCUACAAGCUGAUGAAGAGUGAUUCAUACAGCCGUUUCAUCCGCUCCAAUGCCUACCAGGAGCUUCUGCAGGCCAAGAAAAAGAAAAGUAAGAAUUUAUUCUGAGGGAUUCCACCUCCAGGUGACAUCAUUUCGAUGGGGCUAAUCAGUCUUGUGCCAUCACACUGAAACACUGUAAAGCCAGUAAGAGGAGAGCGGACCACCUCAUUUGUACAUUCAUAUAGUCUGCUGUCUGUCCUGUCCACUCCCAGGAUCCCCCGGCAGACAGAGAGCAGACCAGGUGUUGCAUGUCCAACCAACCGACAGAGUUGAUAUCAGACAUUUUUUAUUUCGACGUGUUUGGUCUCCCACCGAAGUGUGUGAUCACGGCAUCUUGGACUUUUUAACGGACAUUGAGGUGAACUCACAAAUGCCUUUAAAGAACGCCACCCUGUCCUGAUGAACACGCCUGUAGUUACUCACCCACUGGAUCUCUGUGUGUCCAACUCCAUCGCAAGCUGGGAAUACUGUGUCAUACAUGUCGAAAACACGCUAAAAUGAAUCUUUCGCAUCGAGAAAUAUCUUCUGCCUAGGAACUUCCGAUCUUCAUCUUAUCGACUACACUAGUAGAUGUAUGUAUGCAUUCUAAUGUUAUGUCACAGUUUGAUUUGCCUUGUGUUGCACUACAGAUAUCAGAGUUUACCGCCGCAUCUGUAAUUAGCCACUGCAGAAGAGGGAGAAACAUUGUCUUUGUGUGAUUCCCAAAUGGCACCCUAAUAGUUGUACACUUGUGCAUGCUGCUUUUGACCAGAACCGGUGAGAAGUAAUGCACUCCAGAGGGAGUAGAGUGCCAUUUGGGACGCACGGUUUGUCUACUAGUGUCUUAAUGUCUCUGUCGCUGUCUCAUUUUAUACCAUAUUUAAAGACACGUUUUACACUCAUUGACUGUAUCUACUGAAGCUACAUUGACUGUGCUAUAUGGAUUAUGUUAUGUUUUUAUAAAUAUGAUACUCACAUUUCUGUAACAUUUUAUUUGAAGGGUACCUACAUGAAAAAAUAAGAUUUCGUUUACCUGAUAUGCAUUAGCCAUAACCCAAACCUUAAGCCAUGAAUGCUUUAUAUAUGGGUUAUAAAUGUGUCACAAUGUCCAUUUGCAGGUAUCUUUAAAAUAAAGUGUUACCCAUAUUUCUGUGAAUGUCUCUCAGAGCUUUAGGCCCUCUGCUAUAGGACCAAGCUGAUCUCCGAUCUCGUCAGGAUGCGAAAACACCUGGAUUUAAUCAAGAUUUUUAAAAAAAUUAAAUGGACCAGAAUUUUUUUUUUUUUCCCUCAACUGGGACAUUAUAUUCCGAUUGAUCUAACGUGAGGUAAUAUUGGACUCAUGUUAGUGUCACUCGUUAACCAUCGUCAUUACCUCACUAUUCUAUGCGAGAAUCGUGGGAAGUGUUUUAUCUGGAUUAGGGCCAGGAGUUUUGCUGUCCCCAAACCUAGCUCCUUACUCAGCCCUGUCCAGCAAAACCCCUGGCCCUAAUGUGGAACAAUGGCGUGUAUGUGGGGACAAGAUGCAAUAGUUCAGAGUCCUAUUGUGAUCCUGGUAAUGCCUACCAGUCAGAUUCUGCUACCAGUCCGAUUCUCACGACCUAAAUUGGACCAACAUAAAGAAUAAGGGCACUUUAGAAAUGUUUUUACCUGGUCAUAACAUGCGUUCUCAUCCUGAUCUUGUCUACAUUCCAGUCUACUUCAUGUCAAGAAAAAAUUGCCACAAUCAUAAUAUAGACAAUAUCAGGACAACGAACGCUUGCUAGCGACAAGUAUAAACGAGGCUUCUGUUAUUUCUUCUGUUUACUUUGGCCUUUAGGAACUACUACAACUAAGAUCCAAAGAAUGUUGUAGUCAUGUGGUAUGGGUGUCUCCUAUACAUGCCGCUCACCAAUCACCCCAACCCGGUUGUUACUGUUAGAAAACAAGAGAUGAAGUGUGAUUCUGUAAAUACAUUCCAAAACAAAAUAAAGAAGAAAACCAUUCAGACCAAU